UCUUCCUGCUUUUAAUCCGCUCCUCUUGUCGGAAGAAGAAGAAGGAAGGAGACCCCCCAUCGCCACCCUGACAUUAGGGUUUCGCAACUUGAUCCCUUCUUGGUCCGGUCGCCUCUUCGCCCUUCUUGCUUGAUCUCGUAGCGAGAGAGGCCGAAUUGGAGCGAGGCGAGUUGAGGGCUCCCGGUUUGGGAUUGUUAGGGUUAGGGUUUAUCGAGGGGCAUUGAUAGAUGAAUCGCCGGCCGUCGAUCUCCUCGUCGGCCUCCGCAGCGUCCGCUUCGGCGAAGAGGCCGGCUGCGACGGAGUCUGCCUCCAAGAUGCCGGCAGCUUUGGCGGGGCAGGCCAAGAAGAGGGUCGCGCUUGCGAAUAUUAGCAACCAGAGCAAAGUGGCACGUAACCCUGCUCGGCCGCUCGGAGCUAAGGGGGCCAACAAGAUUAACACAACAAGUUCAGCUUCAACAAAGAAGGGAUCUUUGAGUAGUUAUCGUGAUACAAGAUCGGGUGGCAGCUCUGCAGUUACUUCGGCUGCUAUUAAACCAGAUACAAAUAAAUCUAGCAACAAGAGUUCACUUUCAAUCAACAAUGGACCUAAGAUUACAGUUCCUGCCUGUCUUGUACCCUGCAGUACACUUAAGUCGCCUGGUCACUCCAGAGAUUCUGUUUCUUUGGAUGAAACAAUGUCAACAUGUGAUUCGAUGAGAAGUCCUGACUUUGAGUAUAUAGACAAAGGAGAUUGUUCAGUUAUAACUUCCUUGGAGAGACAAGCAAAUAAAAACCUUCACAUCUCUGAGCAUGCAGCUGAAGCAGGCUCCAAAUUGAGCAUUGAUGUUCCUAUGAUGAUGGAAGUUGAUGACAUCAUUGAUGUUGAUACAAACCACGAUGAUCCACAAUUUUGCACUACACUUGCUGGUGAUAUCUACAGACAUUUACGCAUAGCUGAGACUAAGAAAAGGCCUUCCACGGAUUUCAUGGAAAAAAUUCAGAAGGACAUUAAUGCAAGUAUGCGUUCAAUUCUAAUAGAUUGGCUUGUAGAGGUUGCAGAAGAAUAUCGUCUUGUACCUGAUACACUAUACCUAACUGUUAAUUACAUUGAUCGGUAUCUUUCUGGCAACGAGAUAAACCGCCAAAGAUUACAACUUCUUGGUGUUUCUUGUAUGCUUAUUGCUGCAAAAUAUGAGGAGAUAUGUGCCCCACAAGUGGAAGAAUUUUGCUAUAUUACUGACAACACAUACUUCAAGGAUGAGGUUUUUCAAAUGGAAGCCGAUGUUUUGAAGUACCUGAAAUAUGAAAUGACAGCCCCAACAGUUAAGUGUUUUUUGAGGAGAUUCAUUCGGGCCGCUCAAGGAUCUGAUGAGGUUCCAGCAUUGCAACUUGAGUUUCUUGCCAGUUAUGUGGCAGAGAUUUCACUUCUGGAGUACAGUUUGCUUUGCUAUGCUCCAUCACUUAUAGCGGCUUCUGCUAUUUUCUUGGCGAGGUUCAUCUUGCAACCAGCAAAAAGGCCUUGGAAUGCUACACUUGAUCAUUACACGUUAUAUAAACCAUCUGAUCUCUCUGAUUGCGUGAAGGCAUUGCAUCGCCUAUUCUGCACUAGCUCAGGCAAUAACCUACCGGCAAUUAGAGAAAAGUACAGCCAGCACAAGUACAAAUUUGUCGCCAAGAAGUACUGCCCUGCUUCCAUACCUGCAGAGUACUUCCAAGAUGCAAGGAAUUAGAUUUAGUCAAGGAACUAGUUUUACAAUCUGCGUUAUGAAUCAACUUCUCCAUUGCAUGAGGAGACCGGUUGAACUGAUGGAAGGCAGUGAAACGUAAACGGUUCACAAAUGCAUACACAUAUGUUAGCUAGCCACUAAUCGACAGGCAAUCUGAUGGAGAGGCUACUAGUUGACAAUUUCACUUACUCUUUGUGUAUUCCUGAUCUUUUCAUGUACAUCGCAAAUCUUGUGGUCAAGUCAUUUGCCCUGUGAAAAUAUCUAUCAAUUUGAUCGAGGAUCUAUAUGCAGUCUUCGGGAGUAAUUUGCCCCAAGCGUGGUUGAUCUCUUUCA
Messenger RNA from Musa acuminata subsp. malaccensis (wild Malaysian banana), 2039 nucleotides. RefSeq names its product cyclin-A1-4-like. Lineage: Eukaryota; Viridiplantae; Streptophyta; Magnoliopsida; Zingiberales; Musaceae. Gene Ontology annotation, cellular component: cytoplasm; cyclin-dependent protein kinase holoenzyme complex; nucleus. The record is from RefSeq and is a predicted model, not a curated record. Gene Ontology annotation, molecular function: cyclin-dependent protein serine/threonine kinase regulator activity. Gene Ontology annotation, biological process: regulation of cyclin-dependent protein serine/threonine kinase activity; mitotic cell cycle phase transition.